This is a messenger RNA of Haemonchus placei, 261 nucleotides long. Lineage: Eukaryota; Metazoa; Nematoda; Chromadorea; Rhabditida; Trichostrongylidae. The record is from the annotation of a GenBank genome assembly.
AUGACUGUGCUGGUGAGGCCACCUAAGGUCACCGAGUUGAGGUCACAGCACUCGCCGCCAACGCCACUACGCGGUGACGCGCGCCGGCCGAGACCACCCGGUACCACCUUGACCACCUUGCCCGUCGCCUCGCCGCUACCCUACACCUCCCCAUGGACACUUGCGAAAUCAGCAACAGCAGCAGUGGAUACGGUCACGAUGCCCGGGCCGCGACUGAUGACCGUUUCCGUGACUGUCACACUACCGAUUUCUCGAGUUUAA